Saccoglossus kowalevskii is the source of this 729-nucleotide messenger RNA. Its product is annotated as cytochrome P450 2U1-like. Gene Ontology annotation, molecular function: oxidoreductase activity, acting on paired donors, with incorporation or reduction of molecular oxygen, reduced flavin or flavoprotein as one donor, and incorporation of one atom of oxygen; iron ion binding; heme binding. Gene Ontology annotation, cellular component: intracellular membrane-bounded organelle; cytoplasm. NCBI's taxonomy places the organism in Eukaryota, Metazoa, Hemichordata, Enteropneusta, Harrimaniidae. Gene Ontology annotation, biological process: xenobiotic metabolic process. The record is from RefSeq and is a predicted model, not a curated record.
AUGAUGAAACUCUCAAAGAAAUAUGGUGAUAUUUAUAGUCUGAAGAUGGGAUGUCAUACAGCCGUUGUUGUAAAUGGAGUGAAUGCCAUCAAAGAAUGCCUGGUAAAAAAAGGAACCGAUUUUGCUGAUAGACCAUAUUCUUGGAUAGUUGAACUAGAUAAUCCAAGAUAUGAAGUUUCUUUUCAUGUAAUAACUGCCAGUCUAUCGCCAGGUAUUACUGAUGCCCACUUCGAUGAGAAAUGGCAACGUCGCCGACAAUUUGCCCACACAACGCUUAGAAGCUUUGGAUUUGGUAAAACCAGCAUGGAAAGUAAAAUAUGUGAGGACAUCUCUUUCUUGCUGGAUGAAUUUAGGGAUAUUCAAGAUAAAUCUAUCGAUACAGGCGCCAUCCUUAACAGGAGUAUUUCCAACGUAAUUUGCUCGAUAAUGUUUCGCAAACGAUUCAACUAUUCGGACCCAAAAUUCAGUUUCAUUAUUGACACUAUUGGCAAAUUGUUUGAGCUUAUGGGCACUAUGUGUGAACUUGGUUUUCUACCGUUUCGAAGGCCGUUAAAUCAAUCAAUUAUAAAUAAUUACAAUACACUUGGUGAUGAUCUGAGGAAAUUCUGCAAGCAGCAAAUUGAUGAACACCGUGAAGUAUUCGACCCAGACAACAUAGGUGAUUUCAUCGAUGCAUACUUAGCUGAGACAAUGAAACAAGACGGCAAUAAAGAUCUUACAGACGACUAG